Messenger RNA from Punica granatum (pomegranate), 2797 nucleotides. The record is from RefSeq and is a predicted model, not a curated record. Lineage: Eukaryota; Viridiplantae; Streptophyta; Magnoliopsida; Myrtales; Lythraceae.
ACAGAGUGGUCGUUAAUAAGGUUGGAAGCUUCAGGUGCUUCCUUCGCUUCUUGGGCUACUGUGCAGUGCUACAGAGCUCGUCUCUCUCUUUCUCUCUCUCUCUCUCUCUCAACAAGCCUCCCAUUGUCUCUUUACACUUCUGCACUCUCUCUCUCUCUCAGAGUCUGGAAAGGACCCAAUUAACCCUUUUCCAUCUUCCCCCAAUUUUUCCACCGCAAGCUCUUUGCUUUCCCGGAAAAGUUCUCCGAUUUCCCUUUCUGGGUCGUCCCCUGUUUACCUCAAAUCUUUGAUUUCCAAGUCCCUUUUGGUGUCUGACCUCGGAAGAACAGUUCCUUCCCCUGAGAUCUGGUGGAGUAAAGGAGGGAUCUUUAUGCCUCUGCGGCAACGAAUCGAACAGUGAAUCAGUCAAAGACAGUUGUGUUGCCAGAGAGACCCAAUGAAGAGGAACACUGUGGAGAAGUGUCUGGAUCCUCAGCUAUGGCACGCCUGCGCCGGCGGGAUGGUCCAAAUGCCGCCACUCAACUCGAAGGUCUUCUACUUCCCUCAGGGCCACGCCGAGCACGCCCAAGGUCCCGUCGAUUUCGGGAAUUCCCACAAUAUUCCUCCCCUCGUGCUCUGCCGCCUUGCUGCCAUAAAGUACAUGGCUGAUCGCGAGACGGACGAGGUCUUCGCCAGGAUUACGCUUGUGCCCGUGAAAGUCCAAGGGCUCGACCUGGACAACGAUGGGUUGAUGGAUCAUGAUGGGGCUGAGAGCCCAGAGAAGGCCGCUUCCUUUGCCAAGACCCUGACCCAGUCGGAUGCAAAUAAUGGCGGGGGUUUCUCCGUCCCGCGGUACUGUGCAGAGACGAUUUUUCCCCGGCUGGAUUACUCUGCUGAACCUCCGGUUCAGACCAUAAUAGCCAAGGAUGUUCAUGGAGAAAGCUGGAAAUUCCGGCACAUUUACCGUGGGACCCCGCGUCGCCACCUCUUGACCACAGGGUGGAGCAACUUUGUGAAUCAGAAGAAGCUCGUGGCGGGGGACUCGAUCGUGUUCCUGAGGGCGGAGAAUGGGGAUUUGUGUGUCGGGAUAAGACGGGUGAAACGGGGAGGGUUUGGUGGCGGCCCGGAGUACGGGUCAGGGUGGAACUCGAGCUCAGGUCCGUUUGGAGGAUACUCAAUGUUUAUGAGGGAAGACGGAAAUAACAAUCCGAUGCAAAAGGCUUCGGAUAAUGGCGGGGUCGGGAGAGUGACUGCAGAAUCAGUGGUUCGAGCAGCUGCUCUGGCAGCCAGUGGGCGGCCGUUUGACGUCGCCUACUACCCGCGGGCAGGCACUCCUGAAUUCUUUGUUAAGGCAUCCUCCGUGAGCCAUUCGAUGACGAUCCAGUGGUGCUCGGGGAUGAGGUUUAAGAUGCCAUUUGAGACCGAGGACUCAUCUCGGAUCAGCUGGUUCAUGGGGACGAUUUCAUUAGUUCAGGUUGCUGACCCGAUUCACUGGCCUAAUUCUCCAUGGCGGCUCUUACAGGUUGCUUGGGACGAGCCCGAUCUGCUCCAGAAUUUGAAGCGGGUCAGCCCAUGGCUUGUUGAGUUGGUAUCUACUAUGCCUUCGAUCCACCUUUCUCCAUUCUCUCCCCCUAGGAAGAAGCUCCGUGUCCCACCAACUGCAGAUUUCUCGCUAAUGGAACAACUUCAACUUCCUUCUAGUUUUCCAAGCAACCCCCUGCUAAUGGGACAAUCAAACAGCCCCCUAUGUUACAUUCCGGACAACAUUAUUCCUGCAGGCAUACAGGGAGCCAGGCAUGCUCACUACGGACUAUCCCCAUCGGAUCUAAGUCUCAAUAAACUCCACUCCUCGAGUCUCUUCCUGAAUAAAUCCCGACACCAUCUUGAUAAUCACAACUUUGCUCCUCCUCUACCCACUCGAUUUAACCAUGAACCAAAUGGUAACCCAAACACUAACAACAUAUCCUGCUUGCUCACUAUGGCAACUCCUGCAAAUCAUUUUAAGGAAAACGGUGAGAAGAAGUCGGGUUCAGGAGGGUCCCCCCACAUCUUGCUCUUUGGUCAGCUCAUCCUCACCCAGCACCAGAACUCUGAGACAUCUUCAUCAGGUCCACCAGAGACCUCUUCAUCAGGUCCACCAGAGACCUCUUCUGAGGAAGAUAAUUUCCAGACAAGGCGUAAGGACAAUAAUAACCGGAAGACUGAGCUCGGGCUCGGGGUCGAGACAGGCCACUGCAAGGUGUUCAUGGAGUCUGAGGAUGUGGGCCGGACCCUGGACUUAUCGGUCCUAGGCUCGUAUGAGGAGCUCUACAGAAACCUUGCUGAGAUGUUUGGGAUUGAGGGCUCAGAGAUGCUGAGGAAUAUUCUUUACCGGGAUGCUGCCGGUGCUAUUAAGCAUGCCGGCGAGGAACCCUUUAGCGACUUCUUGAAGACUGCUAAGAGGCUAACCAUUCCUGCGGGCUCAAGCAUUCGCGAAUUAUUGAGAUAAGACAUCUGAGAUGUUACAUUGCCUCUCUGAAGUGUACAGUUUUGAUUACUGAAAUUUUUAGUCUUGUUAGCAAUUUGUCUCUCGUGUUACCUUUGUGGAGCUGUGGGAGAAGUCUCACUUCAUCUGGUUUUUAGGAUUUUUCUUCUUUCCCGAUCCAAAUAAAAUGUAGGUUGCGUCAUGCAUUCUGUAAGCGAAACUUAUUGAUUAAAUGUUCAAGUUCUUCAAUUGCGUCUUUGGUUCCUGUUCGUUCUGUACUUUGACACCACAUACUGGGACUUGACUGUUGAGUCCUCUCUCUUACUUGAGGAGUGAAUGAAUGUUUAUUGCCCA